AUGACUCGCCGAAGGCCUUCCAAUAAGAAGCCGACUGGUUUGAAUAAAUCUCUUGGGAAUUCGCUGAGCAAUGAAAGAGAUCGUGUCAGAAAGAGCCACCAGCGAGCAAAAUAUGAUGGAAACGAAGAAGGGAUUGAAAAUCCUGCAUUUACUGAAAAGGUUUGUUCGUUAUUUUCAUAUCUGUUCCAUUUUUUCAAUUAAUAACCUCGUUCAAAGCUAUAAAUUGUGAAAAUUAUCUUUGACUCUCCAAAAUUUCUGUUUUUUCCACUCUUUGAUUUUAAUUUCGAGUUAUCUCUUAAAUAUAUUUGAACGCGGUAUAAUGGGGCGUUCAAAGUUGUUUCGCGAAAUUUAGAAUGAUUUUUGGCUGCGUUGUUAAAUCAUCUUUUUUCUGUAUCUAGCGGUCAGUUAUAUUUCGCCGUAGUUUCUUUUGGAUCAGUUAUAAUUCUCUUUGCAUUUUUUUUUUCUGAAAUCUGGAAAGAUCACUGAUUAUGCCAGAAUGCUACAAAAAAGCUUUCUUUAAGACAACGCUUUGAACUUUGCGCUCGUUUCCGCCUUUACAAAAGCGGCCCUAAGAAGAAAUGCGUUUCUGUGAAAAAAGCAUAACGUUGAUUUGCAGAAAGAAUAAGGUUUCCCCUGCAUGAUGCUGCCAUAAAGCACUGCUCUUUGCACGAUUUCAUUCGAGUAAACUUGUAUUAAAAAUUAUAUUUCACGCACGUGAAGCUGCUCUCAAUUAAAUAAUGAAUCUUUUUUGAAAAGAUGCCAUUUUCAGAGCACUAAAAAAAAUUGAGUCUUCUAACAACAUAGCGACUUCGCGAAACAUCAAAUUGCGAGGGCAUGUUCAACAAACGAAAUGAAACUUGCACCGAAACGAAAUGAGUUUGCUCCAAAACAAGAAUUAGUAUUGUUUCCAAGCAAAUAAGAGGCGUCGAUGAACUCUCUUUCGUUUUGGAACAUGUUCCGUUUAUUCGAUGAACACGUCACGAAUUAGACAUUUUUUGUGCGAAAUUUUGAAUGUGCUUUUAAAGGUCACAUAUCGUUGUAGGAUCGGAUGUUUUCAACGGCUCUUGGAAUUUCUAUUCUGCAAGAUGAACUAAAACGCGUCAAUUCAGAAUUUUCCGAACUUACUUUGAACACGAAAUCAGCUGUAGUAAUCCGAGCCUUCAAACCAGAAAAAUGUUUUGCUUAUAUUAUUCUUGAACGCGGAAUGUAAUGCCGUGUUCAAAGUAAUUUCCGCGAAAUGCAAAAUGGUCUCUGACCCUCCAAAAUUUAGUUAUCUUUCUCUUUCUCUGACGGCUAUUUUGAAUUUCGCGGAAUCACUUUGAACACGGCAUAAUUUUAGAACGAAGACUCGCAUGCAUGUGAGUAGCACCCGUUUAUCGCUAGUGAACUUUUCCGUCGGGAAGUUCACUAGCGAUACGAAAAAAUCAGAAAAGUCGUUCGAAUUUUCGCUGGUCUUUUUUUCUUUUCUUUUUUCAUAACCCAGGCGAUCACCCGAAACUUUAAAAAAACACCGGGUGAUUGGCACCCGUUUCGCAAAAUUAUGACGUAUCAGCCCAACGAGUGCUGCUGGCCUGCAUUAGAGCAGUCUCUUUCAACAGGGCAUGAUAUCCGCUUUCCGUUUAUGCUCUGUGGAAAACUGAAGAAAAAAUCAUGAAUUGAAUGCAGUCAAGUAUACUUUUUUUGAGGAAGUUCAACACAACAUCAAUUCUAUCACUGACGAAACUAGUCUCGAAGAGUUCCUAGCUAAAGCAGAGCUUGCCGGUACUGAUUUCACGGCCGAAAAGCAACAAUUUCACAUAGUUGAAAGGUAUUUCCCAAUCACUUGAGUUCUGAUAAGAAUAAAAAAAUUCGAUUUGAGCUUUUUAUUGCUUGUCGGACAGUUUGAUCAAAAAAUAAAAACUGGGCGCUUUUGGUUUUUUUACAUGCUCGCUAGCCUGCCAUUUUUCUUCUGAGAAGCGUGAAUUGACUUACAGGAAACUUUUUACAGUACCUGCGAACGCAAAUCAUCGAACUUGUAGUUAAAAAUUAUAACUUUUGUUGAAUAACCUGAUAUACGCCUCAAAUCGGAACUUUUUUUCUAUGUAAAAAGCACUUAUGUAAACAAAAAAACACAUCGAUAAUAAAAAGAAACGAAAAUUAUUGAUUUGCCCAUUAAAGUUUUUAUAAAAUCAUUAUUUUCACCAGAGAAGAGUUUUUGAUAUCAAAAAAAUUAAAAAGUUGUACAUUAAUUAUUUGAAGAAAUGCAGCCAUGGUUGUCCCCACGAAACUCGACUUGCGUAAUAACAUCGAACUGCAACGGCGAAAUGAGUAUCGCCUUCGAAUUCCAAGGAGACCGAAAGAUUGGGAGACCGUUGAAGAACUCACGAAAAUGGAAAAUGAAACAUUUUUGCGAUGGCGAUCAGAUCUGAACGAACUACAAGAGGCACGAUUUUUUUAAUGGCAUAUUAUUUUAACUUUUUUAGUUAGAUGGUCUCGUCUUGACUCCUUUUGAACGGAAUCCAGAUAUGUGGAGAGAGCUUUGGCGCGUGAUCGAGAAAAGUGAUAUUAUCGUUCAGGUUUCUUUUUCUAAUAAUUUUUCUCAUUACUCUGUUUCAAGUUUAUAUCUCUGAAGCUUUUUUCUCGUGUUUUUUUUUUCUUCAUAAAAGUUGGCAUAGUUCCAACGUUUUCGGCUUAACUAUUACAUAAAUUGUUUUUUUUUUGUUGCUGUCGCCGAAAACAGGUUAAUGCCAUUCUCAAAGUGAUCUCUGCGAAAGGAAAAACUCUGAUUAUCAUAAAUUUAGUAAUUUUAUUAAAUCUGACGGCUAUUUUGAACUUUACGGACAUCCUUUAGACGGUAUUAGAUUGAUGCCGCGUUCAAAUCUAAUUCGAGAAAGUUUUUCUGGUUCAAAACCACGAGCCGAAACGCAGCAGACUCCCACUGCGUGAUUGGUUGGCCCCGCCCCGCUGACAAGAGAAAUUUUUUGAAAAUAAAUGUAUAUUGGGCAUUUGCCAAAAAGGCGGAGCCAACCAAUCACGCCGUGGGAACCUGCUUCUUUUCGCCGCAUUUCGGCUCGUGGUUUCGAACCAGAAAAACUGUUUCGCUGCGCGCGUCAAAUUAGCUUGGAACGCGGCAUGAGAGAGAUUCGGAAAAGGAAAAAAUGCACAUUCACUGUUAGUUUGUGCGGGAAAAUUUAUUCCGUGUACCAGAUAAUUCCGAGAUUGUCACUAUAGCCGUUCAAGAGCUGAAAAACAACUAGUUUUUGGAGAUACGCAAUAUCGCUAUUUCGCGGAAUUUCUUUUCACAAAGUAACUUAGCAAAACCAUUAAAUUUCCACAGAGUUGCCAAACCAUAAAUUAAUAAAACGUCUAUUUUAAAACUGCCGAUGUUACAUUGAUCGCGGUAUCGAAUUUUCUUUAGGCAUAUUUGUCAUUCAUAUGGUAUUUGGUUGUUUAGAAAGUUUCUUGCAGAUUGUUGAUGCUCGAAAUCCUUUGCUGUUUCGUAGUAAAGACUUGGAUGAUUACAUAAAAGAAGUUGAUCCUGUGAAACAGACGUUGCUGUUAGUCAAUAAGGCGGAUUUGUUACGACCAGAACAACUGAGCCUGUGGGUCGAUUACUUCGACAAAAACCAUAUCAAAGCACUCUUCUGGUUUGAAAAAAAGGAAUUUCAUAUUGUAGUAUGUUUUCAGGUCAGCCUUGGAUGAAAUGCCAACAAUUGAUGAAGAAGAGAAGGAAGGAAACAUUUCGGCUCCUUCAACAUCUGCUAAUAUACAAUUUGCUUCAAGUCGAGAACAACUAAUUAACUAUCUAAAAGAAAUGGGGCGGCCAUUGGAUGAAGCUUGUUCUAAGCCGAUUGUCGUUGGAAUGGUUGGAUACCCGAACGUUGGAAAAAGUUCUACUAUCAACAAGCUCGCCGAGAGCAAAAAAGUCUCUGUUUCUGCGACGCCUGGUAAAACUAGACACUUUCAAACGAUCCACAUUGAUAAACAGGUAAAUUUAAUCGAAAAAAAAUUUCUCAGGAGCGAGAUUUUACAGCUUUGUCUGUGCGAUUGUCCCGGAUUGGUUAUGCCUUCAUUUUCUUUUGGGCGCAGCGAAAUGUUUUUAAACGGUUAUCAAUAAUUGUGUAUAUUUAAUGUAUUUGUUUUAAGGUAUUUUGCCGAUCGACCAGAUGAGAGACCACUUCUCGCCUACAGCUCUUCUGCUAUCAAGAGUCCCAAUUCACGUCAUCGAGUCUAUGUAUUCCGUGAUGCUACCAUCAACAGAUAUACCUUCUGCAUUCAAUCUUCUCACUUCAUUGGCGUACAUGAGAGGGUUCAUGUCGUCUGCUGGAGUCCCCGAUUGCUCUCGUGCUGCUCGACUACUGUUAAAGGAUGUUGUGAAAGGAAAGCUGUUGUGGGUAGCUUCUCCUCCUGGUUAUGAUCAAGAAGAGUUCGAUACUAUCACUUACCCACCUCCGUCAGCUCCAACUGCUGGUAAAGUACAGCUUGAGAAGCUGUCGAAGCUGCAAUUGUUGGAAGGAGAUGAAAUCAAAAGAAGAAUUUUGGAUGCCCAAUUUUUCUCAGAAGAUAAAAGCUCUGCUCACGUCAAAAACUCCAAAACCGGAACCAAUCUUCUUAACCUUGGCACCGUGAUUCCUCGUUCGGAUAUUUUGCUAUCUUCAGGGAAGAAACACUUCAACCGUAAUAAAAAAGAGAAACUAAGACGCUUAUACAACGAAUAAAGUUUAUAUAUGUUAUCGUGAUAUUUUUUUAAUAGUUUGGUUCCUGGGCCAUUUAUAUUUCUCUCUGUCCUUUUAAAAGUUCGAACUUCUAACCACGUUUUCAGGUCAAAAUGGGUAAAAUUAUGAAGCCUGGUAAGGUCGUAUUGGUCCUCCGCGGAAAAUAUGCAGGCCGAAAGGCCGUCGUCAUAAAGCCGCAAGAUGAGGGAUCUGCUGAUCGCACGUACUCUCAUGCUAUUAUUGCAGGCAUCGACAAAUACCCGCUUAAAGUAUCAUUCAAGAUAUUUAUAAGUUCUGAUUCUUUUGAGUUCAGGUCACGAAAAGCAUGGGAAAGAAGAAGUUGGAUAGUAGGAACAAGCUUCGGCCGUUUGUGAAAGUUGUGUCGUACAGUCACUUGUUGCCGACCCGCUAUUCAGUCGAUGUUGCUUUUGAUAAGGCUAACAUCAACAAGGUAAAAAUUAUAAACUCGAAGCAGAAUUAAAUUCAUCUUUAGGAAGCUCUGAAAGUGCCAACCAAGAAACGCAGAGCCCUUCACGAAGUCAAGGCCAAAUUCGAAGAACGUUACAAGACCGGAAAGAACAAAUGGUUCUUCACCAAGUUGCGAUUCUGA
Molecule: messenger RNA, 5304 nt
Organism: Caenorhabditis auriculariae
Lineage: Eukaryota; Metazoa; Nematoda; Chromadorea; Rhabditida; Rhabditidae
Source: the annotation of a GenBank genome assembly